Dichotomopilus funicola is the source of this 747-nucleotide messenger RNA. Its product is annotated as putative pectate lyase. The record is from RefSeq and is a predicted model, not a curated record. The coding region runs from base 1 to 747 and encodes 248 amino acids. Gene Ontology annotation, biological process: pectin catabolic process. Gene Ontology annotation, molecular function: pectate lyase activity. Lineage: Eukaryota; Fungi; Ascomycota; Sordariomycetes; Sordariales; Chaetomiaceae. The transcript has 2 exons. Gene Ontology annotation, cellular component: extracellular region.
AUGCACACCGCCCUCGCCGCACUCCUCUCAGCCGCCCUCGUGGCCGGCCAAACCAACACCGAGCUGCAAUCCAGCUUCCCCACAGCCAGCAGCACCACCGCGCUGGCGGCGGUGCAAACGAUCGCCGCGGGCGAGAGCUUUGACGGCUCGAUGCUCGAGUGGGACCGCAACCCGUCGACGUGCAGCGAGCAGGCCGAGGGAGGCGACUCGGAUGCUGUUUUCAUCUUGGAGGAGGGCGCCACGCUGAGCAAUGUGGUUAUUGGACCGAAUAAUGGAGAGGGCGUGCAUUGUUUGGGGGCUUGUACGCUGAAUAAUGUCUGGUGGACCAACGUCUGCGAAGACGCAGCAACCUUCAAACAAUCCUCGGGCACAUCCUACGUCAACGGCGGCGGCGCACGCGGAGCCGACGACAAAGUCCUGCAGCACAACGGAGGCGGCACGGUCGCCGUCAAGAAUUUCCUGGUCAGUGACGUCGGCAAGGUCUACCGGUCGUGCGGCAACUGCGACGAGAUGCACGAGCGGCACUCGACGUUUACCAACAUCAAGGUUGUGGAUGGCGCCAAGGUGGUCGCGGGGAUUAACAGCAACUAUGGGGAUACUACGACUAUUACCGACUCGUGCUUGUUGGAUGGGGCGGAGUGCUGGUUGUAUGAGGGGAAUGAUACGGGGGAUGAGCCGACUAAGGUUGGAGAUGGGCCGGAUGGGAAGUACUGUAUUACUUCGGGGAUUAAGACGUCGGGGUGCUAG